CAAAGUGAAAAAUAUAAUUGAAGAGUAAACAUCACCUAAGUGUAGUUUAUAUAAAACGUCUAGGCAUCAUAUUUUCGGUCAUCUCAAAAUAAAAAUUCGAAACUAAAUUGCUCAAAAACCCAGGAACACACUUUGAACGUCGGAAAAAAUGACGAUUCUAGCAAAAUUAACAGGUGAAAAGAAGGAUUUGGAGAAGGUUCCGCUUCCAUUACAUCUCAACGAUGAAGCCAUUAUGCAUCAUGGCUCACUGAUCAGUCCAAAGGGAGCGUACAGCGAUGCCGAUACCGAAUCAAUGGUUUUCAAUCGGCCGCAAUAUAAUUGCCUAAAGUCGUUUCUUUUGUUCCUGAUCGCCAUUAUCGUGAUGCUAAUGGGUGUACUGGGUGGCUGGACACUCUAUCGUUUAUAUGCCCCGAAUCAUUCCAGCAUGCGCUAUCACGCCCUCUGUGACAUACCAUAUAAGGAAGACUCGAUGGAAUUGCCACGUUUCUAUGCACGCAACGACGACUCUUUCGCCUUGAACUGGCGCUCCCUAUUGCCCCAAUUGUCGGGGUCCCCAAGUGCGAGCAACAGUAUGGGCGGCCAGUUCGAUGAGCUAGUCAACGAUAAUUUCUUCCGCGAGGAAAUCGAGUUGAAUAGCGGCGAUGACGAUGGCUAUGCCAAGAUCGAUGUACCGGACUUUAAGGAUGGUCGCCACGGGCGCUUCAUGCAUGACUUCAAGGAAAACCAGUCAGCCAUUAUUGAUACCACCACUAAUCGGUGCUUCAUCAUGCCCCUGGACAGGGAGACCACACUUCCUCCCAGCAGCUUUGUUGAUCUGAUGCAGAAAAUGGGAUCAGGCUACUAUAACAUUGAUACGGAGCGAGUUCGCCGUAAUAUGCGUGUCAUUACACCACGUAUCACCGAUCUCUCGGUCAUCUCGGAGCGCAUAGCCAACGAAUGCUAUGACAUGAAGGUGUACAUGAUGGAGAAGUUUGUAUCUGGGGUGGCCAAGCGCUCGGUUGAUCCUCUGCCAGAUGCCGGCAAGUAUGCAGCUUUCAUGGGAAAGGGCGUGGUUGAGUAUGAUCUGUCAAACAUAGCCGAGGUCGAGGCCUACGAGGCGAACGAGGCCCAGCAGCAUCAGGCCGCCUAGGCUCCAAUUGGUCGUAUGCUCCAAAUGUUUUAAAUUAUUUACAUAGAAAAAAAAAA
Molecule: messenger RNA, 1185 nt
Organism: Drosophila arizonae
Lineage: Eukaryota; Metazoa; Arthropoda; Insecta; Diptera; Drosophilidae
Product: integral membrane protein 2B
Biological process (GO): negative regulation of amyloid precursor protein biosynthetic process
Cellular component (GO): extracellular exosome; plasma membrane; Golgi apparatus
Molecular function (GO): amyloid-beta binding
Source: RefSeq, a predicted model, not a curated record